AGAAGCUGUCAUGGACUUUACAUUUCCCUAUUACUUCGGUUAUUCGGUCGUGUUUUUCCGUAAACCGGAUCCCAAUGCUGAUAAAUGGUACACCCUGCUGGCUCCAUUUACCUGGCAGGUGUUAUUGUGUAUAUUCUGUGCUGUUAUAUUCGUGGGCUUCCUACUGUAUGGGAUAGAACGAUUCAACCCAUUUUACGAAAAGAUGUAUCCUAAACGAAAACACGUUGGUUUACAAAGCACCAUGUGGUAUUUAUAUGGCGCUUUAUUGUCUCACGGUGGUAAUGCCAUGCCGGAAGCUGCAGCAGGACGACUAGUUAUCUCCACCUGGUGGUUGUUUUGUAUGAUCUGUGCCGCCACCUAUAGUGGAAAUCUUAUUGCUUUCUUGACUGUCACAACGAAAGAAGUCCCCUUUAGUACCUUGGCUGAGAUGGUAGCUAAUGACGAAUAUACCUGGGGGUAUUUACAAGGCAGCUUCUUGGAAACAUUAUUCAAGAACUCUAACUUACCAACAUAUCAGAACGUGUGGGAAGGAAUAAAAAGAUUCAGUGAAAACAACCCAAAUCAUCUUCACCCAAGUAUUGAUGCACAUUUCGAUCGAAUGAUGUCCAGCAAGUACGCUGUAAUCGAUGAUGGGUCUUCGAUCUUUUCCUGGUCGGAACAUCAGUGCGAUAUAGAAAUACUCAAUGAACGGUUCUUCCCUAAUCACUAUGCCCUUGGUCUUCCAAAUCACUCGCCUUUCACCAACCUCAUCUCAAACCAGAUGAUAAAGAUCUAUGAAAGUGGACUUUUACAAGUUUGGCAGCAGAACUGGUGGCCCAAAACAAAGUUUUGUAAGGGAUCCUUGACUGCAGAAACUGAAGCCAUUGAUCUGCUGUCCUUACAGAGUGCUUUCUAUGUCCUAUGUAUUGGGUUGUUUCUAGCUUUCGUUACUCUGGGCAUUGAGUUCGUCAGAAGAUGCAUUAUGAAGAAUCAAAAACCUACACAUCUUGGAGAAGGCGAAAAGCAACAUUAAGGCUAUACAAAACAUUUAGUUUCCCAAACAUUCAUUACAAAAAAUCUGAUACGGGAGGGAAGAAUCUUUUUUGUUUGUAUAUUUUUAUAUUGUGAAAUGAUGUCCACUUUCAUGCUUACCAAUCUUCAUAAUACAUAACAUACUUUCAAUAACUAAUUGUCUCUCUAACGAUUUUGUUUUUCAAAUGUGAAUGAUGCUUAAACCAUCUCCCAUUAUCAAACAAUAAUAUUAGUCAUUUCUUUCUCCAUAACUACAUGUAGAAUGUACUUAAAAGAUCUUUAAAAUUCAGAAGACGAAUGGAUAGUUGCUACAUCCUGACAAUGCUAUCAAGUGUCAUUUAUGACUGUCAAUACCAUUUAUCAGGUUUGUGCACUUUCACCGGAAAUGUU
Messenger RNA from Patella vulgata (common limpet), 1401 nucleotides. RefSeq names its product glutamate receptor ionotropic, kainate 2-like. Lineage: Eukaryota; Metazoa; Mollusca; Gastropoda; Patellidae. The record is from RefSeq and is a predicted model, not a curated record. Gene Ontology annotation, cellular component: membrane. Bases 11 to 1012 code for a protein of 333 amino acids. The transcript has 4 exons. Gene Ontology annotation, molecular function: ligand-gated monoatomic ion channel activity.